Vespula vulgaris is the source of this 5815-nucleotide messenger RNA. RefSeq names its product AP-2 complex subunit alpha (gene AP-2alpha). Gene Ontology annotation, molecular function: clathrin-cargo adaptor activity. Gene Ontology annotation, biological process: clathrin-dependent endocytosis; intracellular protein transport. Bases 359 to 3286 code for a protein of 975 amino acids. Lineage: Eukaryota; Metazoa; Arthropoda; Insecta; Hymenoptera; Vespidae. Gene Ontology annotation, cellular component: AP-2 adaptor complex; membrane coat. The transcript has 13 exons. The record is from RefSeq and is a predicted model, not a curated record.
CUCCUCGUCUUGGCGAUACCCGCGACGAUUUACGAAUAUCUCCCAUUGUGCGCCAAUCCUUUUCAUCGAGUACGUGCGAUCGUGACGAGAGCGAUAGCGCUGUCAAAAUUAUUUUCGACCGGCUCCUUUUCUCCUUCCCACGGAGUACGCGUUCGACCGUGCGCGACGAUUAUCCGACUUUGAUUCUUUUCCUCGUCGAUUCUUUCGUCUCGAACGCGUCAAAGACUUUCCUCGCCAGACAACGCUUCGUUCGAUCGAUCGCUCUCGCGUCAAUUGGUAUCGUAGAGCGGAUUAAAAGUUUGCUCUUUCGUCUACCGUCCCUUGCGUCCUUUACAUUUCUCAUGCGCGUGCCAAGCGAAUGAAAGAUAGACCGAUCGAGUCGACGUUCGGCAUCGGGUGUAUGGUGAAAGAGGGAUAUACGAUUGGUGCUCUGUCUUUACAGGUGGUUCGAGCGAAAGGAGCCAAGAUGCCGGCUGUUAGAGGCGAUGGCAUGCGAGGUUUAGCCGUCUUUAUUUCGGACAUUAGGAAUUGUAAAAGCAAAGAAGCAGAAAUCAAGAGAAUAAACAAGGAGUUGGCAAAUAUACGUAGCAAGUUCAAAGGAGACAAGACGCUCGACGGCUAUCAGAAGAAGAAAUAUGUGUGCAAGCUGCUGUUCAUUUUCCUGCUCGGUCACGACAUUGAUUUUGGGCACAUGGAAGCGGUUAACUUGCUUUCCUCCAACAAAUAUUCGGAGAAACAAAUCGGUUAUCUUUUUAUAUCAGUUUUAGUAAAUACCAACAGCGAUCUCAUUAAAUUGAUAAUCCAAAGUAUAAAGAACGAUCUUGCGUCCCGCAAUCCAAUCCAUGUAAAUCUUGCGCUGCAAUGCAUCGCCAAUAUCGGCAGCAAAGAGAUGGCAGAGGCAUUUGGGAACGAGAUACCAAAGUUACUCGUCUCUGGGGAUACCAUGGACGUGGUCAAGCAAAGCGCAGCGUUGUGCCUGCUGCGAUUGCUGCGCACUGCCCCGGACGUCGUUCCUAGCGGAGAAUGGACGUCUCGCAUAGUGCAUCUCUUGAACGAUCAGCAUCUCGGGGUCGUGACCGCGGCGGCAUCGCUGAUAGACGCGCUCGUCAAAAGGAAUCCGGACGAGUACAAGGGCUGCGUCAGCCUGGCCGUCUCCAGAUUGAGCAGAAUCGUUACGUCGAAUUAUACGGACCUGCAGGAUUACACUUACUACUUCGUGCCGGCACCGUGGCUGUCGGUAAAAUUAUUGAGAUUGUUGCAAAAUUACACGCCGCCAGCCGAGGAUCCAGGAAUCAGAGGAAGACUGAACGAGUGCCUGGAGACCAUAUUGAACAAGGCCCAAGAACCACCGAAAUCCAAAAAAGUACAACAUUCUAACGCAAAGAACGCGGUUCUCUUCGAGGCUAUUAGUCUAAUUAUUCACAACGACAGCGAACCGAAUCUAUUGGUACGCGCGUGCAAUCAGCUGGGCCAAUUUUUGUCAAAUCGCGAAACGAACCUACGUUAUUUGGCCCUCGAGUCGAUGUGCCAUUUAGCCACGUCGGAGUUCUCUCACGAGGCCGUGAAGAAGCACCAAGAGGUGGUCAUAUUGUCGAUGAAGAUGGAAAAGGACGUGUCCGUGAGGCAGCAAGCGGUGGACCUCUUGUACGCCAUGUGCGACAAGAGCAACGCGGAAGAGAUAGUGCAAGAAAUGUUAAAUUACCUCGAGACUGCGGAUUAUUCCAUCAGAGAGGAAAUGGUUCUCAAGGUAGCGAUUUUAGCUGAGAAAUAUGCUACCGAUUAUACCUGGUACGUUGACGUUAUCCUAAAUCUAAUCAGGAUAGCUGGCGACUAUGUCUCGGAAGAAGUCUGGUAUAGAGUUAUACAGAUCGUAAUUAACAGAGACGACGUGCAAGGAUACGCCGCUAAAACCGUUUUUGAGGCCCUGCAAGCGCCGGCGUGUCACGAGAACAUGGUCAAGGUCGGCGGAUACAUCUUGGGAGAAUUCGGCAAUCUCAUCGCCGGCGAUCAGCGAUCGUCCCCGUCCGUACAAUUUCAGCUGUUACAUUCCAAAUAUCACCUCUGCUCUCCGAUGACGCGGGCUUUGCUACUGUCCACCUACAUCAAGUUCGUCAAUCUCUUCCCCGAGAUACGGACCCAGAUCCAGGACGUGUUCAGGCAACACAGCAACUUGCGUAGCGCCGACGCCGAGCUUCAGCAAAGGGCCUCCGAAUAUCUACAAUUGAGCAUAAUAGCCUCUACGGACGUCUUGGCCACCGUAUUGGAGGAAAUGCCCGCGUUCCCGGAACGGGAGUCCUCGAUUCUCGCCGUUCUGAAGAAGAAGAAACCUGGCCGCGUGCCGGAGAACGAGAUCAGGGAGAGCAAGAGCCCGGCGCCGAACGCCAAUCAUCACGCCGAACCGCCGUCCGUCGCAGCGGUUUCCGCCGUGAACAAUACCUCCGCGGAUCUGUUGGGCUUGUCGACGCCACCUUCGUCGCAGCCGUCCAGCAAUACCGGCGUCCUUUUGGACGUUCUGGGUGACAUAUACAAUAUGCCGAACAAAGUUGGCGCGACGAACGGUACUCAAAACAUGUACAAUCCUAAAAAAUUCGUUUGUAAAAACAACGGGGUGCUCUUCGAGAACGAUUUGAUUCAAAUCGGAGUGAAAUCCGAAUUCCGGCAAAAUCUAGGACGCGUUGGGCUUUUCUACGGCAACAAAACUCAGUACGCGUUGCAUAGUUUUCAACCGCAGCUGUCGUGGUCGGAGGAGAAUCAAGCGAAGUUGGCCGUUCAAGUUAAGCCCGUCGAUCCUGUCCUGGAAGCUGGCGCGCAGAUUCAACAGAUGAUCAAUGCCGAGUGCAUCGACGACUACAGCGAUGCCCCCAGUAUGCUCAUAUCUUUUAUUUACAAUAACGUACCGCAGAAAAUUACGAUGAAGUUACCAUUAACGAUAAACAAAUUCUUCGAACCGACGGAGAUGAACGGAGAGUCUUUCUUCGCACGGUGGAAGAACCUCGGAGGGGCGAAUCAACAACGCUCGCAAAAGAUAUUCAAAGCGCAACAACCGAUGGACUUGGCCCAGGUCCGUACAAAAUUGCAAGGAUUUGGAAUGCAAUUGUUGGACGGGAUCGAUCCGAAUCCCGACAAUUUCGUUUGCGCGGGCAUAGUUCAUAUGAGAGCUCAGCAAGUUGGAUGCUUGUUACGUCUUGAGCCCAAUAAACAGGCGCAGAUGUUCCGAUUAACCGUACGUUCGAGUAAAGAGUCUAUGUCGGUCGAGAUCUGUGACCUGCUAGUGGACCAAUUUUAAUAAGGCCUAGCAGGCGUGCAUGAGCGACGAAAGAAGCUGGUUUAUGGGCGACGUCGCGGGAAGAGCACCGUACUGUUUCUCGCGCCGUACGCCAGAAGAAGCAAAUACUGAUAAUUAAUCGUUAAGAAGCGUGCGUUGUACCCAAGCUUACGGAUAGACCUUUGAUUGCUAUAAUAUCUAUCGCCAACGCGAGGAAAAUGAUGAGCUCUCAAGAGAUAUUUGAUGGCACGAUAACGAGUAAGAUGGUGGGUAAAAGAGAAGAAAAAAAAAAUAUAUAAGUAACGGGGUUUCCUAAACAGCCUAGCGUUAGGACGUAAGAUUACUAUAAACGAGAGAAAACAAAGUCGGAAAGGACAAAACGAAAGUUAAAUGAUAUAAGCCGCAAGUAUCAUUAUACUUUGUGUAUCGUUUCUACGCGACGUUUCCAUCUUAUUAGACUCAGCAUUCCGGCACAGACGUAACGUAUGUACCUUUAGUUUCUAAUACCGCGUGUCGGUUCGUCGUGAACGUUCUCCUCCAACGUUCGAAAUCUUUUCUGGGUCCGAAUUUUCAACCAGCAGAGAAGGAAGAAAGUAAUCAUUAUUCGCAUCCGUGUCUAAUUUCAAUUUUUGUUGUUUUUUUUUUUUUGUUUUUUCAUAUUUCUUUUUUUUGGAAAGCGACCAUUUCCAUGUGUAUCCUGUCUGUCUGUCUGUCUGUCCGUCUGUCCGUCUGCUACUGCUGUGCGCGCGUGCGUGUGUGCGUGGAUGGAUGGGUGUCUCUGCGUGUGUAUGCGCGCGCGCGAGUGACACUCGUGCCGUGCAGAACAAACGAGUACGCGCGGCGUGUGUACGUUUUUUUUAUAUAGCGAGCAUCGAACGAAAUCCGAAUAAUCCCUCGAUAUACGUGUAACGGCAUUGACGCAACAUAUCGGUUCUCACAGCACACGCACUCAUUUGUCACAAGUGCCAUUGUCCGCUGUCCACUCGGUAAAGGUCUUUUCCUUUCUCAUUACGAUUUCUCCCGAGCUUCUUCCCUCUCUCUUUUUAUAUCUCUUUUUCAUCGCUGUGCGCGAUCGUGUCGCGCGCAACGAUUGCUAGAUUUUAGCCCGAUUACCGCGGGCUCCAUGAUAUUAGUGGUCGAUUCAGCUUCAAUAUUCUCCCGCGUUUAAAGGAGCUCGACGAUAAAGAUACCUACGAUCGGUUCGUUUUUCUCCGCUUACUUCCCACAAUUCCCUCCGCUGUCUCCGUUUUAUCCAUUUAAUGGCGCGGGAUAGAUCCGUGUCUGGUAAAUCUCCUGAUUCGUAAGUGAUACAGAAAACGGAUAACGAUCAUGUUGACGUUGAUGACGAUUGUCGGAAACGUAAGAUGCCGUAGCUUUUUGGCGAAUAAUCGAGCGUUGAUGAAUUAGUUAAUUUCCAUGUAAGCAUGACUAUAGAUCGAUCUUUAAUUAAUUUUAACGAGUUUUACGUGAGAUGUAUAUUUCAGUAGUAACAUAUGUAAUGGACGCGCGCGUGUACAUUGUACAGGUGAUAUUUACAAUGCACUUCUAUGCAUACAAAGGGUUGCGUGACCUAUAUAUAUGUACGUGUUAACGAUAUUAUCGAGAGAAGAGAGAAAAGAAGAAAAAGGGAAAAAAAGAAAAGAGCAGCUUUAAGCGGCGUUGAGACAUGAUAUAUAGUUUACGGAAGACGAUAAUCAUUAAUCCAGAUGAUUGUAAAGAUCUAUUCAAUUGUAAAUAAGUAAUUUCCAUUAUAAUAAUUAGAAGCAAUCCGUUAAUGCGGCUGCUUUUCGCGAGACACAGUAGAUCGCAGUACUCGUAGCCUCGAGAGAGACACUCGACUUAAUUUUCUUUUCUUUCUUCUCUCUUUUUUCUUUUCUUUUCUUUUCUUUUCUUUUCUUUUUUUCUCGUUUCUUUGUUCUUUUUUCUUUUUCGUUAGUAUUCACACUCACGUUUUCCCCUCUUUUCUCCUAGUACUUUUCGUACAAAGGCAUUCAAUGCCUUUUGCCUAUAUUUUUUUCUCUUUAUUUAAUCGUAAGUCCACAUUAUUGUACAAUGGUAUACAUACAUAUCUGUUGAAUGUGAAUGUUAACUUAUAAUAUAUUGUCAAAGUUAUUCGGUUAAAUGCGUUUCAUCGUCGGGUCUACGAAUUUUACAGAAUCGAAAAGAUGCCUACAUUCUUACGUAUCACGUCGCGUAGUAAUGUCUUGUUGAAAAAAAAAAGGAAAAAAAAAUGAAAGACAAAAGCCUGUAAAGAAAAAUUUAGAUUUCAAGUGCAAAGGAACGAUAAACAAGUGCAAGGAAAAAGUAAACGACGGAUAUUCGUGGACAAUAAGUAUUACAGGCGAUCUUGCGGAUAGCUUAACUGCGACAAGAGAUUAAAAAAAAAAAAAAGAAAAAAGCAAAAGGACAAACGGAAGAAAGUCCGUUUAUGAAACUGAGAGAUUUAAAAUUGUAUUUUGCGAAAUUCGGGAUACGUCGUAUCCUUCCAAUUAGUAGUAUUCAAUGUGUUAUAUAUGUGUAAAAUAUAUCCAUGCAGAAUCUCAUUACUAA